ACAUUCGCCGUACGAAACGAAACCGUCCAGACCAAGCUACACUCUAACGUGGUAUCCGAGUAAUCGCUGGUGUCACUUAGCGAACUGUUAAAAUAAGAAUUAACACGCGGUAUCAUAAAUUAAGUUGACGAACCGUCAAUAAAGGAGACUUAAAUCGGAAUGGUACAAUUUGAUCCAGUUUAAAGAAAAAUAAAUUAUUGAAUUAAAAACUGGUGAGGUAGGUAGAAAAAGAAUCGCGAGUGUCGUUAUUAUAUUAUAAUUAGUGUUUCGGAUUAUCUAUUCAACAAAAGUGAGAUGGAAAGGAAAAUUUCCUUGCAAGAUUUAGCUAAAGAAGUCGAGGAUAGAAGAGCGUUAUUCCAUAUGCGAAGCAGAUCACUGUCGGAGGGUGAAACAAGGAAAUUGAAAAAAGAUGAUACAAAAUUUGAAGUGUUUCCCAGUCUACCCAACUCAGUUUUAGACACAUUAGGACUCCGAGGAGAUGAACCGAAAGAACAUAUGAAUCAACAAGAAAUAGAACAAAAAUUCGCUAGUUUAGCUUUGGCACUGUCGAUAGACGCCACAACAAUCAAGGAUAGGUGUAAAAGACAAAAAAGAUACAGAAAUCAAACAGAAGCUAACCUUAACAUGGAAAUUAACAAGCUCAGAGAAAAAGUAACAUUAAUGCAACCGUUUUGUACAGAUUACGAAAAAGCGGAAUUAUUCUCUACUAUUAUGACCCAGAUAGAUAUAAUAAUGAAUGCUGUUUCGUUGGUAUCAAUGUCUGCUGAAAGGUUUGGGUCUGUACAACAAGAGGAAAGAUUAACGGAAUCGGCUAGUUUAAUGGUAACUUACGUACAGUCUUUAAAGCAACAAAGAGACGCUGCCAAAAAACAACUGCUCUAUACAAAACGAGUUCUUCAAAAUUCGGCAGACUCGCCAGGAGUCUUGAGCCCCAGUCCAACUAAUAAUCACCAAAGUUUAUCGCCCAACGUAAAAUUAGUUAGCAAACGACGCGCCAGUAUAGCAACGUUUAGUCAACCUGUUAACGAUGCUGUCAAUCAGAACAGAUCAGAAAUGGAAAUAAAAAAAGUUACUAGACGAACCUCUGAUUUAAGUUUAAUGUCAGGCUCUUUGAUUAGAAGGCCUACUAGAUUAGAAUUAGGUAGGGAAUUGAAGAAAAUUAAGGAAAAUCAUGCCGAAGUAUCCAAUGAAAAUGAUUUGUCGUCAGAUAUAGAAAAUGACGAAGAAUAUUUGUCAUCUCCAAAAAUAUCUACUACAGAAGAAGAACUUGUUAAAGAAAUUGACAUGUCAACAUUUUCUUUCAGGGAAAAAGUGAUAUACAAAUGGACAUCGCUGAAGAAAUCAGUGACAGACAGAUUUAAUUAUUUAACCCAUGGAAGAAAUUUCCAUGACUUUUAUAUGUUUUGUGCGCUUGUGUGUUUUUCAAUAGGACUUUUGUCGUUAUUAGAUAUAUUUACUGAAUAUGAAUACGCAAAAAGGGGACUACUGUCAUGGUUAAUUGAUGACAAUUAGUUAUUCAAAAAUCAUAUCAAGAACUGAUUAUAAAUAAAUGUUAUUGUAUAUUGAUGAGUAUGUAGAUAAAUAAAUGUUUUUUAUCACAUAU
Messenger RNA from Diorhabda carinulata, 1603 nucleotides. RefSeq lists its product as uncharacterized. NCBI's taxonomy places the organism in Eukaryota, Metazoa, Arthropoda, Insecta, Coleoptera, Chrysomelidae. The record is from RefSeq and is a predicted model, not a curated record. The transcript is spliced from 7 exons. Bases 295 to 1512 code for a protein of 405 amino acids.